Messenger RNA from Gordionus sp. m RMFG-2023, 3232 nucleotides. RefSeq names its product receptor-type tyrosine-protein kinase FLT3-like. The transcript is spliced from 13 exons. The record is from RefSeq and is a predicted model, not a curated record. The coding region runs from base 74 to 2905 and encodes 943 amino acids. Gene Ontology annotation, molecular function: ATP binding; transmembrane receptor protein tyrosine kinase activity. Gene Ontology annotation, cellular component: signaling receptor complex; plasma membrane. Lineage: Eukaryota; Metazoa; Nematomorpha; Gordioida; Chordodea; Parachordodidae. Gene Ontology annotation, biological process: positive regulation of kinase activity; cell surface receptor protein tyrosine kinase signaling pathway; multicellular organism development.
CACAGAGAAUCCAGUUCCAAAAAUCUCGAUAAAAAAUUACGAAGAUGGAAUUCCUAUUCAUUCCAUUCUCGUCAUGGUAUGUUCCGUAACGAUAAAUAGCGAUGAUUUGGUCGAUAUUACCUGGAAAAUCAAUGACACUCUAGUUAGAUCCUAUUAUGGGGAGGAUACGAAUAUAGAAAUAUCUUCUACCGUGAAUUCCGAUACAUUUUUGGUGAAAGGGAUGUCGAAACGAAAGGUCACCUCAAGAUUCACGGUGAGGAACGCUUCCAAAGAUUACGAGAAAAAUUAUACUUGUCUGGUCAAAGACCACAACGGGAAAACCGGGGCAGAUCAAGUUUCCGUCAUCUUACACGAUCCAUUAGAAAAGUACGAAAGACUAGGAGUAAUCCCUAUCGGCAAUGGCGCCAAUCUUACGUUGAGGCAAUUGGACCGAUACGUUUCUGGAAACACCGCCAAGAAUUUUACCGUAACGCCGUUCAUCUUCGAUUUAGAAUUAGUGGAUCCUCCUCUCGCCAUUCAAAGCAAACCACGGAAGAAGGAACCAUUAAACAUUUCCACUUUUGUUUGCCGCGCUUUUGGCUAUCCUAGCCCGGCCACUCUGACGUGGUAUUUGAGAGAUUCCUCUUGCGCAAACUCCCCUCACAUCAACAGUACGCUUUUAAAUGGCGAUAGUCACGCUGAAAAUUAUCGUUACCUAAAUAAAACUCGACUCGCGCACCAUUAUAUCGACAAAAUUUCUAACAAAUUCUGCCAACCCGGUGAAAGUGUAGUAGCGCCGCUAUAUCCCCAAACCCAAGAUGAGGGGAAUAAGGAGAACGAUGAGAUUCAGAAUUCCCGCGGUUUAUCGGAGCCAUUGUUUUGGAUCAUAUCCGGCAAAAUCGUAAAGAUCUCGAAGAAGCUCAGCAUAUCAGAGAGCAAGAUCAAGCUGAAUCCUAUCCUAAGAGGAGAACUGAUAUGUCGCAUUCAAAAUUCAACCACCUUAGCUGAAAGGAGUAUUCAUAUACCCGAUCUUAAAACGGAUAUUUAUACGGCUACCAAUUCUUCCCCGGUUCAGCACCUCAAUAUCUCUUGGUUCUUGUUAGUUGUAGUUCUGUUAACAUCUAUCAUUUUGUUAACUCUCGUUAUAUGCGUUUUGCGGAAAAGAAUAUACGCUAAAAAUAAAAAAGACGGAUUUAAUUUGAAUAAAAGUUACGAUUUUAACUCUCCAACCGACAAAGACGAUAUCGUUCACACGCUCAAAAUUCCCUCUCUGUCACCUGACAAGUCCGAUUUCGAAUUCGACGCGGCGCUGGAAUUCCCUAAGGAACGCCUCAUAUUAGGUAAAUGCUUGGGCGAAGGUGCCUACGGGAAAGUCAUGGAAGCCGAUGCCAUAGGGUUGGUGAAGGGGGAAAACAAAACUAAGAUCGCCGUAAAGAUCGUGAGAAGCGCCAAGGAUUCCAACCAAUUGAUGUCUCUCAUAUCCGAAUUCAAGAUAAUGACAUCGAUCGGAAAACAUUUGAACUUGGUUAAUUUAAUGGGCGUGUGUUCGGAAGAUAUCGCCGAAGCGAACAUUUUUAUGGUGUUGAUGGAAUUCUGCGCUCACGGGAAUCUUAAGGAUCACUUGAGAAAACGCCGCGUCUCGUUCCAGUCUAAAGCCGCGAACAUCGACUGCGAAACUUUGCUUGGUAAGCAAAAAUUGGAGCCCGUUUUUGCCGACAACGAAGGGUAUUGCGAAUUACGGGUCAGCGGCUAUUCCAGUGGCGCUGCCGCCGAUCAUAGUAAAAGUUAUCCGACCAAGGAAGAUGACGUUAAACCACCUUACGAUUAUAGUCGUAAGAUGAUAAGUUGUUCGAGAAGCGGGGCAAGUUUUUUGGAAUGCCAGGAAUCAUCUCGAAUGUUUGACGACGAACCGAUUGCUAGGAGCGAUAUUAACGCUCCUCUUUGCGAAUGCAAAACUGGACGAGAUAUCACCGUCGAGACACUUUUGUGUUACGCCUACCAAAUUUCUAAAGGGAUGGAAUACUUGAUAUCCAAAAAUUGCAUUCAUAGGGAUUUGGCGUGUCGAAACGUGCUAUUAGACCACGAUAAUAUCGUCAAAAUUUGCGAUUUUGGGCUUUCCAAAGAUUUGUAUCGUUAUCCCAAUUACGUCAAAACAACAGAUACACCCGUUCCUAUCAAGUGGAUGGCCAUCGAAUCUCUGAUAGACAACUUGUACAAUCAUCAAACUGACAUAUGGUCAUACGGGGUCGUCUUGUGGGAGAUAUACUCGUUAGGCUGUUCACCUUACCCCGGCGUGGAACUAGGCCCGGAUUUCGUUAGCAAACUUAUGAAUGGACUGAGACUCGAAAAACCUACCUAUUGUCCGGAGGAGAUAUACGAUUUGAUGUUAGAAUGCUGGAGCAAGGACCCAGAGGGAAGACCUAAUUUUAAUAAUUGUUCCAAGAGAAUAUCGGAUAUUAUAAGCAAAAAUCGGCUCAGUGAUGAAACCGAUUCUCAGUACGAUACCUACAAUUACUACAGAAGUUUAUCGGAGUCUGACGAAAUUCCUAACGUUCCUGAUAGUAAUCCUAAAUUGCUCGAAAGUGAGUAUUCUAAACAUAUUGAACAAAUAGAAAAGGUGAAAGUUAAUACUUUGAAAGAUGUCGAUGAUGAUAAUAAUAAUAAUGUAAUCGAGGAUGACCGUAAGAUUAAUUCAGUAUCUAGGAUAUCGUCCUCUAAGAUGUUGAUAACUGAUGAUGAUGGUGUAAUUAUAACCAAAAAUUCUAACCUUCCAGAAAAUUACUCAUAUUCUAACCGGUCCCUUUCCGGUAGUGACCUGGGGGUGCCCCUAGUUAAUGAUGGACUUCCGGUACUUUGCCGCGAUUUAAAUUUCGUGACAAAGUCUAUAUCGCUCGUAUCCUCGGAUUCCGCAUUUUACUCCACAUAAAUUUAUUUAUCUUCGCAUUUAUUUAUUCGUUGCAGAUACAGAUACAUUUCUUUUUUUAAAAUUUUUUUUAAUAUUUUGUAACUUAAGUGAUUUGAUUUUUUUUUUGUAAUAAAAAUAUAAUUAUUAUAUCAACGAAUUUUUCUUAAUUUCGCUUAUAAUAAUAUCAAGAGAUGACUAUAUAUUGAUAUACCGAAUAUUGGUGAUUGACAGGGUGACAGUAGGACUAAAUUUAUUUGUAAGAAACCAUCUUGGCCUAUUGUCCGAAAGUCAAUUUUAAAAAAAGAUGUCACUUAUAAAAUGGUUUGAAUAAAAUUACAAUUUUUUUUA